This is a messenger RNA of Scleropages formosus (Asian bonytongue), 1358 nucleotides long. Its product is annotated as bone morphogenetic protein 2. Gene Ontology annotation, cellular component: extracellular region. The transcript is spliced from 5 exons. Gene Ontology annotation, molecular function: growth factor activity; cytokine activity. NCBI's taxonomy places the organism in Eukaryota, Metazoa, Chordata, Actinopteri, Osteoglossiformes, Osteoglossidae. The coding region runs from base 68 to 1264 and encodes 398 amino acids. The record is from RefSeq and is a predicted model, not a curated record.
GUGUGUGUGUGUGUGUGUGUGUGUGUGUGUAUAUGCGGCGCUCUGUCGUCUUGAGCACUGUGCUGCCAUGCUGCUGCCGGGCCGCCUCUGGCUGUGCUGCGCCCUCUCCCUCGCACCCUGGGCCGGCUCUCCGCUCGGCGUCUCCACCCAGGUGAUGCGGCACACGGACGCCGACCCCGUGGUCACGUCGCAGGCGCUCAGGAAGCUCCACGAGAUGCUGCAGAUCGGAGAGCCGGAGCAGAACGCGCCCCCGCACAGAAAGCCACCCCAGUUCAUGAUGGACCUGUACAACGCGGUGGCGGAUCGCAACGGGGUCACCAAGGAGCGCAAGUUCCUGGAAGGAAACGUGGUGCGGAGUUUCGAGGACAGAGCGGCGGCAGUACGGUCCACUCGGAACGUCCACUUCUUCAACCUGUCCUCGUUCGGAAAGAACGAGAAGAUGAUAAAAGCGGAAUUCCGCAUGUUCAGAUCCCGACACAAGUUCUUCUUGUCCAGGAAAUCGCACAGAGGACACUUGUACAAAAUCAGUAUUUACGAGCUGCUGGAUAACAAGGUUAAUCCAUGGAGAGGCAGCUUGGUAACUUCUCGGUUCUUGUCUUUGUACACCCAGGGGUGGCAUGUGUUUGAUGUUACUAACACGGUCUCUAAGUGGAUUCAGAACAGUGAUGAGAAUAAAGGCUUCCUGGUGGUCAUCACCUUGCCUUCAGAAAAUUUUCUGGAUUAUGACACUCCAGCUGUGGAUCUAAAGCUUGAAGAGAAAAACUCUUACUUGGUUAUUUUCUCGGAGGAGGGCAGAAGAACGUCAAAAACAGACCAGUUGCCAUUUCAUGGACAGAGAAGACGUUCCGCAGCGGAGGCAGCUGGAGAGGUGAACUCAGUGGUGUCAAGGGGGAGAACCAAGAGCCGCAACACUCGAGCCGCACCGUGGUAUUCCAGAGGUCGCUCUGUGACCUGUCGACAGCACCCUCUCUACGUGGAUUUCGACAAGAUUGGUUGGUCAGGGUGGAUCAUCUCCCCUCGGGGUUAUGAUGCAUAUUACUGCAGCGGGACCUGCCCAUUCCCACUCGGGGAGGGGUUUGGGGCUACAAACCAUGCCACCGUUCAGUCUAUUGUGAAUGCGCUGAAGCUGACGACAGGUGUGGAAACCCCGUGCUGUGUGCCGGACAAGCUGCACUCCAUCAGUCUGUUGUACUUCGAUGACGAUGAAAACGUAGUCCUCAAGCAAUAUGAAAACAUGGUGGCUGUCAGCUGUGCUUGCCAUUAGCCAAGACACCCCAUUGUGGACCAAUGUAAAUAUGUGUACAAUUAUUAUUAUCAGCUUAAGAAAUGUCUCACAGAAAUGUCUCCUGUCAAUUCAG